AUGGGAAAGGAAAACUGGUCCAGUGUCUCAGCAUUUUUUCUCCUGGGGUUCUCCAAGCAGAAGGAGCAGCAGGAAGUCCUCUUCGGGCUGUUCCUGUCCAUGUACCUGGUUACUGUGGCAAGCAAUCUCCUCAUCAUUCUGGCUAUCAUCUCUGAUGCUCACCUCCACACCCCAAUGUACUUCUUCCUGGCCAACCUCUCCCUUGCUGAUGCGUGCUUUGUGUCUACCACAGUCCCCAAGAUGCUGGCAAACAUAUGGACCCAGAGUCAAGUCAUCUCGUAUGCAGAGUGUCUAUCUCAACUAUAUUUUUUCAUGUUAUUUGUGAUGCUAGAGGUGUUCCUUUUGGCUGUCAUGGCUUUUGACCGCUUUGUGGCCAUAUGCCACCCGCUCCAUUACAUCAUGGUCAUGAGCCCUGGGCUCUGUGUCCUUCUAGUCAUUGCGUCUUGGAUCAUGAAUGCCCUCCACUCCCUACUACACACACUCCUGAUGAACAGCCUGUCCUUCUGUGCAGACCAUGAGAUCCCACACUUCUUCUGCGACAUCAACCCUCUCCUGAGUUUGUCCUGCACAGACCCCUUUAUCAAUGAGUUGGUGAUCUUCACCCUAGGGGGACUGGCAGGCCUAGUUUAUGUGCUUUGCCUGAUUAUCUCUUAUGCAUAUAUUUUCUCAACCAUCCGGAAGAUCCCCUCAGCUCAGGGAAAGCAGAAAGCCUUUUCUACCUGCAGUUCUCAUCUCUCUGUAGUCUGUCUUUUCUUUGGGUCUUCCUGUUGUGUUUAUUUCAGUCCUCCCUCCACCCGCUCAGCACAGAAGGCCACAGCUGCAUCAGUGAUGUACACCGUGGUUACCCCAAUGCUGAAUCCCUUUAUCUAUAGUUUAAGGAACCAAGACAUCAAGUCUUCCCUGAGAAAGCUCAUUUGGGUUAGGAAAAUACAUUCCUUUUAAAAUUCCCUGGGUGGCAAAAACGGUUAAUCACUUGACUACGAACUGAAAGGUUGGCAGUUUGAACCCACCCAGAGGCACCUCAGAAGACAGGGCUGGUGA
This is a messenger RNA of Loxodonta africana (African savanna elephant), 1041 nucleotides long. Its product is annotated as olfactory receptor 1G1. Gene Ontology annotation, biological process: G protein-coupled receptor signaling pathway. The record is from RefSeq and is a predicted model, not a curated record. The transcript has a single exon. Bases 1 to 942 code for a protein of 313 amino acids. Gene Ontology annotation, cellular component: plasma membrane. Lineage: Eukaryota; Metazoa; Chordata; Mammalia; Proboscidea; Elephantidae. Gene Ontology annotation, molecular function: G protein-coupled receptor activity; olfactory receptor activity.